UACAGCUCCGGAGAUAGCUUUCAGAACUAUACCCUUCACUGGUGGCCUCUCUUCCGCCUUUCCAGAAUUCCGUCUUAUUUGACCCUCCGCUUCCGCCUUCUGUCUUCCGUUUUUAAAAUCUAGCCGUUGCAAUCCCUGGCACCCACACCCACUUAUGAAGUGUUUUUUAACAAAGAAAAAAUUUUUUAUUUUAAGCGCUUUUCAUUUUCUCAGGUUAAAAAUGACGUGUUUUUAUUUAAACAAAAAUAUACAUAUAUAAUUGUGAUUCAAUAUUUUUAACAUUUAUUUUUACAAAAAAUCUUUUAGAUUUUAAAUUUUUUAUUAAAAAUAAACUCAAAAAAAUUUAAAAAUGGUUUAUGGUGCAGCUAAUCAAAUGAUUAAAUUUUUUGUUUUCAUAGCCAAUUUUCUAAUUUUUCUUUUUGGCGGGCUUCUUUUUGGAUUUUCGCUUUGGGCAAAUUUGGACAAAAAUUUUGACAAUAAUUUUCGUGAAUUUGCCCAAAAACUAAAAUUAGAUAACAAAAUAAUUGAUUUAUUAGCGCAGUACCAAUCAUGUUUGUGGAUUCUUGUAGCAGUCGGGGCGCUUUUGUUGGUUGUUGGAUUUUUGGGAUGUUGUGGGGCUGCUUGUGAGAGUUUGGUGCUUUUAAGUUUGUUUUCAAUUCUCAUUUUAAUUCUUUCGUUAAUUGAAUUGUAUGUUCUUAUAUCUUUGUUUACUAAUAGAGGAGAAUUAUUAGAGAAUCUACAUGGCGCCUUUGUUAAAAGCGCAGAAACAGUAGAUGGUCGAAAGAAUUUAAAACCAAUAGAGGAUUUAUUGCAAUGUUGUGGUGCUACAAUUGAAACCAAACAAACUUAUAUUAAAGAAAAUUUAUGUCCUGGGGAAUUAAAGGAUAAGGUAAAAAUAUAA
Molecule: messenger RNA, 901 nt
Organism: Meloidogyne enterolobii
Lineage: Eukaryota; Metazoa; Nematoda; Chromadorea; Rhabditida; Meloidogynidae
Source: the annotation of a GenBank genome assembly